UCUAAAACGUGUUUCAUGCCUUAUGGAUCCUGAGGUUGGUCCUGUGCUCUAUCGAAACGCGGAUUUGAUUUACAUUCAGUUAAAUUCGAGCAGCAAUCAUGUCUACAGGCAAGAAAGGAAAGAAGAAGAAGUGCAAAACCCUAGAUUUAAUGGCAUUUUUGGCUGAUGGGGGUACAACACCCACUGUGCCAAUAAAACCAUUGACCAAUUGGGCAGAUGAUACAGAAGAGGAACAUGAAGGAUAUACAUCGAGAAGCAGCAAAGAACCUGUAGUCCUACCCACUGCUCCAAGAGCUGCAAGAGAUCCAAGAGGUCUUGAUGACGAUGUCCCAACCAAUCCUCCUUAUGUAGCAUCACUUUCUAAUCUUCCUUAUGAAGUGGAUGAAGCAUAUCUAGCAGAAUUUUUUUCGGAUAUGAAGAUCGCUAAUAUACGUCUACCAAAAGAUUCAACUAAACUCAAAGGAUAUGGAUAUAUUGAAUUUGAAGAUCGUCAGAGUUUAAUUGAUGCUCUUAAUUUACCCAAUACCUCUAUGAAAACAAGAAGAGUACGGAUCGAUGUUUUAAAUAGCUCUAACGAUGAUCGUCGCGGCGGACGUAUGGGUAGAGAUAAUCGUAGAGAUACUUAUGAUGAUCCCGAGCGUACGUCUGGAGAUUGGAGGAGCGGUCCAAGGGACAGUGUACCCGCUGAUGGAGAUUCGUAUAGAAGCCGGUACGAUAACAGGGACAGAGACAGAAGAGAUGAUCGUGACGGCUCCGAUUAUGAUAACAAACCCGGUGGGUGGCGUGAAAACAACGAUAGAGGAAGACCGCCAAUGCGUGACAGAGGUGGUUUCAGAGACGAUGACAAAGACAGAGAUAGAGAUGGAGACAGAAGGGGCGGUUUUGGAUCCCGUCGUAAUUAUGGCGAUGCCGAAUAUGAUCGAGAUGGUCAGCGUAAGCAAACAAAAUUACCACCGCCUAUGGACAGUAAACCUGAUUCAAGAAGUAGGCCGAAACUGCAAUUACAACCCCGUACAAAACCUGUAGAAGCUGGUGCUGUAAAAGAAGAUCAACCUAUAAGAGAGGGUUCUUCAUCUACUCCUGCUCCGGCUACCACUCAGGCUUCUACACAUUCUCCUGCAGCUACACCUACUUCUACUCCUGCUCCAGCUUCUGCUCCUGCUCCUGCUCCUGCUCCUGCUCCUGCAUCUACUCCGUCAACCAAUAUAUUCGGUGCAGCAAAACCAGUGGAUACCACAGCCAGGGACAGAGAGAUAGAAGAACGUCUGGCUAAAUUGUAUUCAGAACCGAAAUUCAGGGAUGAAGGUGAUCCAGAGAAACGUGGUAAAGAUAGCACUUGGGGCAGGCGUAACGGAGAAGGUCGUGAAGAUAGAGAAAAGGAUAGAGGUGGUCGACUAACUUGGCGAAAUGAUGACGACAGAGGUCGACGAAGUGAAAGACCAGCACCACAAAGUCAGCCCGCUCAUUCUGAUCAAUAUGCGGACUCUAGAGGUUCACUUCCCUUUCGCAGUGGACCCCCACCGAAGGGACCCCAAAGAUCAAACGAUACUCGUGGUUCAGAUAGAGACCGAAAAGACAGAGAAAAAGAUGAUGUCAGCAGAAUGUCAAAGACAAAAGAUGAUCAAGCUCCAAAUUUCGUAGCUUCCAACAAGUAUUCCAUGCUACAUGAUGAUGUGGACCCCGACAAUAUUGAUGAUUAAUUCUGAUCAUUGUAUGUCAUCAAUGAAAUUGUGCCACACGCAUCAUAAAUUGGUCUAUAUAUGCAUAUUAUUAAUUUGUUUUAUCUCUAUUAAAAGAUACUUAUCGAAUUGAUUCUUGAAUCAAAUACUAAGCUCUUGCUAUUACUUUACAGGAAUUAUUGUUGAUUUGUAUUUAAUCUAUUUUAUUAUUCAUAAUAUAAUUAUCUGUCUACAUAUGUA
Molecule: messenger RNA, 1919 nt
Organism: Megalopta genalis
Lineage: Eukaryota; Metazoa; Arthropoda; Insecta; Hymenoptera; Halictidae
Gene: eIF4B
Product: eukaryotic translation initiation factor 4B
Molecular function (GO): RNA binding
Source: RefSeq, a predicted model, not a curated record